Messenger RNA from Gongylonema pulchrum, 852 nucleotides. Lineage: Eukaryota; Metazoa; Nematoda; Chromadorea; Rhabditida; Gongylonematidae. The record is from the annotation of a GenBank genome assembly.
AUGAUUUUUUUUACACAUUACCAGCUUGAAUCCGAACCGUAUAUGGAAAAUUCUGGUGUUGGUGCCAGAGUGGAAACAGAAAUUGAGUUGCGAAAUCAAAAAGAAAAGGAGGAACAACUGGAAAAAGAACGACAACAGCUGGCUGAAGAGAAGAAGUUGAAAGAAGCACAGAAGAAACAGCUGGCGGAUGCACGCAGAAAACUGCGCAGAGCUGCUGAGAAUAAGAAUUAUUGGGGUGCCGAGAUCAGUGCAAAGUUAGCGUGCUGUGAAGCGGUUGAACGUGCAUGCUUACGAUUUAACGCGGAACGCCUCCGAGAAAUCACUGCCAGAAUUGAAAGUGCUGAUAACAUUGCUGAGGCUUUGGAUGCUCUGAAGGUGGAUGAUGAAGUGCCAAAAAAUGUAAAAGCCAAAAAUGCUACCCCUGGGGAUGCGCCCGCUCAACCGAAUCGUUGGUCAUCUGAGGAGAUUUCUUUACUGGUUAAAGCUACCACAGUCUUUCCAGCAGGCACAGUCGAAAGAUGGACGAAAGUUGCAAAUUAUAUCAAUGAGCAUUGCGCGGAUAAAAAUGUGAAAAAAACCGAAAAGGACGUUGUGGUGCAGGCAAAGUUACUGAGGGAUGUGCAGGAUCAAAAACUGCGGGAAUGUGCCGUAAGUUCGGGGAAACGAAGUGAACUGGAGUGGACGGCAGAAGAGCAGAAAUUGCUGGAAGCAGCUUUGAGAAAAUACCCUCGCACUGAUUCGGCACGUUGGGACAAUAUCGCUAGCUUUGUUGGAAAAUCGAAAAAUGAUUGCAUUAAAAGGUUCAAAUAUCUCGCAGAACUGGUGAAAAAUAAAAAAGAACAGGCUGCCUGA